Molecule: messenger RNA, 3655 nt
Organism: Paramisgurnus dabryanus
Lineage: Eukaryota; Metazoa; Chordata; Actinopteri; Cypriniformes; Cobitidae
Source: RefSeq, a predicted model, not a curated record
ACAGACCUCCAGUGACGCUAUAUACAACUUCCAGUGAAUCACUGGAAGUAGAUAUUACACAAAACGCGAUAGACCACAUCCUCACAACGAGUUUUUGAAGACAACAGUGGACUAACAGAUCAACAUUUUCUUACAGAAUUAAUAAUGAAAUUCUUUACGUUGUUGGCGUUUGCGCUGGCUAGCAUCCACGUGACAACAGGAGGGUCAGCUGAGAACAGGUGUUUCUGUAAGGUUACUGGAACCCUGGAUGACUGCGCAUGUGAUGUUGAGACCAUUGACAGUUUCAACAAUAGAGAGAUCUUUCCCAAACUGCAAAAACUGCUUUCAUCUGAUUAUUUCAGGUUUUACAAGGUGAAUCUAAACAACCCGUGUCCAUUCUGGACCGAUCACAGUCAGUGUGGACUUAAAUACUGUGCUGUGAAACCAUGCACACCUGAUGAAGUACCCGAGAGCAUUAAAUCCAGCAGUUAUAAGUAUUCGGCAGAAGCCGAUCAGGAUGUAGAACGGUGUGAGAUGGCAGAGAAACUCGGAGCUGUCAAUGCUUCCCUAAGUGAUGAGACGCGUCAGGCGCUAAGUGAAUGGAAGAAACAUGAUGAUGAGUCUGACCGUUUCUGCAUGUUGGAUGAUGAAGACUCCCCUGAGUCACAGUAUGUCGAUCUCCUGUUGAACCCUGAGCGCUUCACAGGUUAUAAAGGACCAGAGGCAUGGAGGAUAUGGAACAGCAUAUACGAGGAGAAUUGUUUCAAACCGUAUUCAGUUAAACGUCCACUGAAUCCUUUGAUGUCUAACAGCGGAGACAUUGAUGGUCAGGGAUUCCACCGUUGGUUGGAAGGUUUAUGUGUCGAAAAGCGAGCUUUCUUCAGGCUGAUUUCAGGACUUCAUUCCAGUAUAAACGUACACCUGAGUGCCAGAUACCUUCUAGAUGAGAACUGGUUCGAGAUGCAGUGGGGUCACAAUGUCUCCGAGUUCCAGGUGAGGUUUGACGAGGAGCUGACAAAAGGGGAGGGGCCAAAGAGACUACGUAACCUCUACUUUCUGUACCUCAUUGAACUGCGUGCUCUGGCAAAAGUCCUCCCUUUUUUCGAGCAUCCCUCCUUCCAUUUCUACACCGGUCAGCCAGUGCAGGAUGCAGAAAACAAGAAAAUGCUUUUAGAGCUCCUCCAAGUGGCAAAAACGUUUCCACUGCAUUUCGAUGAAACCACACUAUUUGCGGGAAAUACAGAGGAAGCUAUGAAACUAAAAGAGGACUUUAAGCUCACCUUUAAGAACAUCUCACGGAUCAUGGACUGUGUCGAAUGUUUUAAAUGCAGACUUUGGGGCAAAUUGCAGACACAAGGCCUGGGAACAGCUCUGAAAAUCCUCUUCUCAGAAAGGCAAAUAGAAACCAUGCCCAGCACAAGCAACACCAGUCCCUCUUUUCAGCUCAGUCGGCAGGAGAUCGUCUCUCUGUUUAAUGCUUUCGGAAGAAUCUCCACAAGUGUCAGAGAAUUGGAGAAUUUUCGAUCGUUGUUGUCAAAGCUGAAACAGUGACGGAAAGAAAUCAAGCACACUUAUUAAUCAUGACACAGUUGUCGCCUUCAGGAUCGAUAAAUGUUUGCCCUUAGAAACGGGUUUUAUAGAUGAACUCCUAGAUUUGUUGUAUCCUGAAGGAACAGAGCACUUUAGUCUCAACACUGUUAUGUGGAAUUAUUCUGCACUAUUACACAUGAAAAUAUAUGUUUGUUAAAUGUAUUACUUGCAUAGGAAGGUAUUGUAUUUGGCAUCCCAAAGUGAAAGUUUACAGGAACUCAAAAAGCUUUCUUAUUCAUAAUUAUAUAGUUCAAAAUGGUUUACAUUCAUCACAUUUGUAUCAAAUUUUGACAUCACAAUUUAUCACAAUGUUUGUAUAUUUUGCAGAUUUUUUAAGUUAUUUCUUCAUUGAGAUAUGACUGAAAUAUUCAAGUACAUCUAUUAAAGUACAAAAUUUAAAGUGCAAUCAUAUUGGCUUUCGUUUCAACUUAUUAAAAACAUAAGAGUUGAGUUGAAAACUAAGUAAAAAAUUGAAAAUGCUUAACUUAUUGAGAAAAGAUUAUAUAAUUUAAAGGGAUAGUUCACCCAAAAAUGUAAAUUCUGUCAGGUUUUUAACAAUUAUGAGAGAAUUUUUAUUUUUGGGUGAACUAUCUCUUUAAAAAAAAAUGUAAUAUUUGAAAAUAUUAAUAAUAAGUUGUAUUAGCCAAUUUGAUUGUACUUUAAAGAAGCAAAAUAUUUUUUACAGUAUAUUUACUGAACUAUGUGCAUUAUUAUGUGCAUCAUAAUUGAUUUUCAUAAACAUUCCUGACUUUUUUAUGCUCUUGUGUUUUAGUCUGUGUGUUGCAUCUCUGUAUCACAUCUAUUUGUCAGAUUUUUAUUUAAAGUGACUGAAGGUACACAUUUCAUCGGUACAAUAUGUGAUUUCUGAGUAUGGAGUUCAUAACCUUAGGAUUGUUAUCGGCUUACUCUUUAGUCUUAAGAUUCAGGGUGUAGCAUUUAAAAGUUUAAGGGUCAGUUUCCCAGACAGGGUUUUGUUUAUUCCAACACUUUUUUACAAUAAAACAUUACUGAUGUGCAUUUUGAGAUAAAACAAUAUGGCACUGAUAUAUGUAAAGUUGUUAGUACAACUCAAAUGAGCAUUUUAGCCUGCUACUAGGAUAAGCUCCAUCUCAGAAACCGCCCCUAAAUGUUUUAAUUUAAACCUGAAUUCAUCAGCUCAUAAUUUAUAUUUUUGCAUUUGGCUGAUGCUUGUGACUAACAGUGCAUUACAAAGUAGACGUUUAUAUCAGUGUGUUUCUUGGAUUCAAACCCAUGACCUUAUGAGCUACUAAAGCAAAGCUCUUCCAAAGGAUUAUAAUGCAGAGCGAAAUCAAACUUUGACAUUGGGAUAUUUUCUCUGGACAGUAGACCUCUGAUUCACAAGGAACUCUGCCCUAAUUUAUUCUGUUUCCAAGGAUUCAAUUUGACUUAACCACUACAAAUUCAAUUGUGGCCAGAAGUUCAGCCAAGAAACAGAAACACAAUUAGAGUUGGGUUCUCCAGAGAAAUGCACGCUGGAAUUUUAAAACAAAAACACAAGAUACAGGAAUGUUUUCGGUUUUAGAGUUUAAAAAUGUGCUAUAAAUCGUAAUUUUUUAACAAUGUAAACAAAAUUUUUGGUGUUUAAUUUUUUUCUGUAAGCUUGGUUAUAUUUAAGGUGUACUUUUGUUGCAAACUUUUUUUUUUUUACUUGUAAUUGUAUUUUUUAUUGAUAUAGCUGCAACAUACACUACUCAACAACACAACUGUAGUCAGUUACGCUGUAAAUUAGUUUGCUUCUAUUUUUUAAGUGUUAUCAACUUGGAUUCACAAGUAAUUUCAACUUAAAGGAAAACACCACCUUUUUUUCAUAUUUUACUAUGUUCUUACCUCAACAUAGAUUAAUUAAUACAUACCUAUCUUUUUUCAAUGCAUGCACUUAAUCUUUGUACAGCGUGUCGUGAAUGUGUUAGCAUUUAGCCUAGCCCCAUUCAUUCCUUAGGAUCCAAACAGGGAUGAAUUUAGAAGCCACCAAACAUUUCCAUGUUUUCCCUAUUUUAAGUCUGUUACAUGAGUAGUUACACGAGUAAGUAUGGUAACACAAAAUAAAACGUUUGUUUGGAUCAUA